CCAACCGUCCCGAACGGACUACGGUAAUAUGCCAGACGAUGUAGGCAUCACGACCAGUUCACGUGCUCAAUGUCGGGCACCGGAUCACCAUGUUGCGUUAUAGGUUUGGGACUUCGACUGUCACUUGAGUCUCACAGAAUAUUGCGAUUGAGAAACCAUGCCUACAUACGCCAUUCUCGGUAGCACAGGCAACUGCGGCUCAGCCCUGAUGAAAAACCUUCUCAAAUCAAGCGACAACAAGAUCAAUGCCUACUGUCGCAAUAUGGCCAAGCUCCACCAAGUGACCCCCGAAGCCAUAGACAACAAGCACGUGCAAGUCUUCUGCGGCAGCAUUGAUGACGUCGAACUCAUGGUUGAUUGUGUUCGCGACACCGAUACGGUCUUUAUGGUGGCAUCGACGAACGAUAACAUUCCUGGAUGCUGCAUCAGUCAGGACAGCGCUGCUGCCGUCCUUGCCGCCUUACAGAAGAUAAAGGCCGAAGGGCAACCAGGACUCAGGUUGCCUAGACUCGUACUUCUCAGUUCAGCAACGAUUGAUCCCUAUCUUUCGCGCAACAUGCCCGCUUGGUUCCGGCCCAUCAUGCUCGCCGCCGCUUCACAUGUGUACGAAGAUCUUAGGCUGGCUGAGAAGCUUCUGCGAUCGCAUUCCAACUGGCUAUCGACCAUCUUCAUCAAGCCAGCCGGUCUCUCACCUGACGUGUCGCGCGGACACCGAUUGACCCUCAAUGAAGAAGAAAGUUUCAUCAGUUAUCUCGAUUUAUCAGCUGCCAUGAUUGAGGCUUCGCAGGAUCCAGAGGGGCGCUUCGAUGGAAGAAAUGUGGGCGUCGUGAACGCGAAGUCGGGGGUGGGUGCCAAGUUUCCACGUGGCACUCCUAUGUGUAUUCUGAUGGGGUUGACAAGACAUUUCUUCCCGUGGCUGCAUGCAUAUCUACCCACUACAGGGCCGGCAUAAUUCUCGUUUCUUGUGUCAUAGACGUGUGUCAAUAUGAAUGUAUGUUCGAAAUGAAAAAGGCUUUUUGGGAUUUGAGAGAUAGCUGAGCAAUGGUACGCAACAUAGGCAGAGUAGCCUCUGAGGCAAGUUCCAACUGUUCAGAUCAACUGAUGGUUGAACACAAUUAUG
Molecule: messenger RNA, 1120 nt
Organism: Dothidotthia symphoricarpi CBS 119687
Lineage: Eukaryota; Fungi; Ascomycota; Dothideomycetes; Pleosporales; Dothidotthiaceae
Product: putative NAD-dependent epimerase/dehydratase
Exons: 2
Coding region: 158-952 (264 amino acids)
Source: RefSeq, a predicted model, not a curated record